Messenger RNA from Chenopodium quinoa (quinoa), 606 nucleotides. RefSeq lists its product as uncharacterized. The record is from RefSeq and is a predicted model, not a curated record. Bases 1 to 606 code for a protein of 201 amino acids. The transcript has 2 exons. Lineage: Eukaryota; Viridiplantae; Streptophyta; Magnoliopsida; Caryophyllales; Amaranthaceae.
AUGCAAACCCGUGCUAAGGAUGGCAUUUUUAAGCUCAAUCCAAAAUAUGCAGGCUGUGCACUCACCACCACAUCUCAAACCCAAAUAUCUCCUUUAUCUCGUUCUCACCUUACUGCUAUGAAUGAUCCUAACUGGUAUGCUGCUAUGUGUGAUGAAUCUAUUUAUGGUCUAAAGCAAGCACCUAAGGCUUGGUAUCAGCGGUUUGCCACUCACAUUUUGUCACUUGGUUUCGUGAAUAGUAAAAGUGACAUUUUUCUUUUUAUUUUCCGCCGCGGUAUGGAAACUGCCUAUCUAUUAUUGUAUGUUGAUGACAUUAUUUUGGCAUGCUCCUCCGACCAUUUGCGAAAGAGAGUCAUUUCUCUCUUGAGUGCUGAGUUUGCCAUGAAGGAUCUCAGUCCUUUAUCUUCAUUUUUUGAUAUCUCUGUUACUCGUACUCCUGAGCACAUGUUCCUCUAUCAACGGUCCUAUGCUCAAGAAAUUCUUGCUCGUGUUGAUAUGUCUAGUUGUAAGUCUGCAUCAACACCCGUUGAUACUAAGUCUAAGCUAAGUGCUACCAGUGGCAAACAGCUUGACAAUCCCACUCUCUACCGUCAGUUAGCAGCUUGA